AUGGCAGCUAGACAUCUUGAGGGUAUUGCCGCCCUCGGCGAGGCAUUCCUCCUCGACCCUAGCGAUCGCGCAGCCCGGCUCAAACUCUUGGACGCCGCCGACGCGCUCGCGAUGGAGCUGUACACGCCAUUUGAGCUUGUAGCGCGCAUCACUUGGGGCGAGACAUCCAGGACAGCGGCUCUACGAGUUGCCUUUGAGCUCGGCCUACUCAGGAAUCUCGACAGUGAACCACAAACCAGUCAGCAGGUAGCUACAGGGACUGUAGCAGAUCCCGUCUUGGUUGCGCGGAUCCUCAAACACCUGGCGGCGAAUGGUAUCGUCAAGGAAGUGGGCAAGGACGUGUACGUGAGCACGCGGUUUUCCAGGGCGAUAGACGACCCGGCCGUCAGCGCGACCAUGCGAUAUACGUCCAUAGUCACGCUGCCCACCUUUCUCGCGCUUCCAGAGUUUCUAAGCAAGACAAAAUACCAAACGCCAACCGACGAGAACAACAGCCCGGUGCAAUUCGGCCUCCGAUCGAGCGAGACGUUCUUUGGCAUGAUGCGGGAGAACUCUCGCUUAGCCGAGGCCUUCAACGACUUUAUGAAAGCAUACGCCAGGUCGGUGCCAUCUUGGACGGACGUAUACCCCGUGCGGGAGCGCCUGGGGGGCGAGGAGAUACGGGCCUCCAGUCCGCUCCUCGUCGACGUGGGCGGCAACCUGGGCCACCAGCUCGUAGACCUGCACAGCCGCUUCCCGGACCUGCGCGGCGAGCUCGUCCUGCAGGAUCAAGCGCCCGUCAUCGCCGCGGCCACCGCCUCGGGCGAGCUGCCGGCGCGCGUGACGGCGGUCGCGCACGACUUCUUCACGGCGCAGCCGGCGGCGUGCCGCGGCGCGCGGGCGUACUACAUGCGCUUCAUCAUGCACGACUGGCCGGACGCGCAGUGCGGCGCGAUCCUGUCGCACCUGCGCGACGCCAUGGCGCCGGGGUACUCGCGGGUGCUCAUCAACGACGUGGUGCUGCGGGACGAGGGGGCGUCGUGGCGAGACACGAGCCUCGACUGGGUCAUGAUGGCCAUGCUGGUGAGCCGCGAGCGGACGGAGAGCCAGUGGCGGGAGUUGCUCGCGGGCGUGGGGUUGAGGAUGAGCGGCGUGUGGUACACGGAGGGAGAGAGCGUGAUUGAGGCGGUCUUGGCCGCGGACUGA
Molecule: messenger RNA, 1185 nt
Organism: Purpureocillium lilacinum
Lineage: Eukaryota; Fungi; Ascomycota; Sordariomycetes; Hypocreales; Ophiocordycipitaceae
Molecular function (GO): O-methyltransferase activity
Source: RefSeq, a predicted model, not a curated record